AUGUGGGGGUCCAAGCUCUCAGCUGUGCUAUCUGCGCUCAGCUUGACACAGUCCGCAGCUCCUGCGACCGAGGCUGAACAGGUCACCAUCGAGAGCAAUGUUAAGCAAGUCGCCAUCAUUGGGGCUGGCGCUGGUGGCUCAUCCACAGCAUAUUACCUUCAAAAGUUUGCCGAGGCAGAGGGGGUUCCUGUGAAUAUCACAGUCUUCGAGAAGACCGAUCGUAUCGGCGGCCGUACUUUGACCGUAGAUGCUUAUAGUAACCCGCUGGAGCCUGUUGAGCUAGGCGCCUCUAUCUUCAUAGAAGCCAACCGCAUUAUGUAUAAUGCUAGCCUUAACUUUGGCCUGCCCCUAAAAGAGCCCGAGUCCGGCAGCGAUGGUUUCUUGGGCAUAUGGGAUGGGGAGAAAUUCGUCUUUACUCAGGACGACAACUCCUGGAAUUGGUGGAACCUGGCCAAGCUCUUCUGGAAGUAUGGCACUGCCCCUUACAAGGCGCAGAAGCUCGUCCAGUCGACCGUCGCAACCUUCCUGCAGCUUUACGAAAAGCCUCACUUUCCUUUUCGGUCUCUCACUCAGAGGGCCUUCGAGCUGGACCUCCUGAAGGCAACCUCGGUCACAGGAGAGCAGUUCCUUGCUGACAACGAGAUCAGCGAGCUUUUCGCUCAUGAUAUCAUCCAGGCAGCAACCCGCGUCAACUACGCGUCGAACUUGAAGUACAUCCAUGGCCUUGAGACCAUGGUUUCCCUCGCGCCUGAAGGUGCCAAGCAGGUCAUCGGUGGGAACUGGCAGAUCUUCUCAACCAUGCUCCAAAGAAGCAAUGCGACAGUGCAAAAGAACACAUCGGUGACCGCCAUUGCGCUGAAGUCUCGCCCUUCCAGUCCCAAGUAUCUGCUUUCCACCAAGGGCGCUCAGUCCGAGGCCGAUGCCGAGGCAGAACAAUAUCCGAUCGCCUUCGACAACGUAGUGAUUGCUACUCCGUGGCAAUAUGGCGAUAUCAGCGUCUCAGAGGAUCUCUUCCAACAGAAGAUUGACGAGAUUCCGUACACCAAGCUUCAUGUCACUCUGUUUGCUUCUCCCUUCCGUAUCAACCCAGAGUACUUUGGUCUGAAACCUGGUUCCAAGGCCCCGGAUUCGGUUCUGACGACCCUCAACCCCAAUGACGAAUCGAAGGCCGGAUCUGAGGGCGCUGGGAAAGCGGGCUUCUACUCCAUCAGCACUUUGAGAACCGCCACCAACCCAGACACUCUCAAAGACGAGUUUCUGUACAAGAUUUUCUCACCUGAAAAGGUUACUGCCGAGUUCUUGUCAAAGUUGCUCGGUGUGGAGGUUCCAGAGUCCAUUGUCCCGCCACAGAAGACCGAAGGGGGCAGCUCGCGUACCGUCGACCCCAUUUCUUGGUACCACCCUCAUGUUUUCAACUCCUACCCGAUUGAGUACCCGCGUGUGACUUUCCAGGACCCCAUCCUGCGGGAUGGCAUCUACUAUCUGUCUGGUAUUGAAAGCUUCAUCUCCUGCAUGGAGACCAGUUCGUUGAUGGGGAUGAACAUCGCCAAGUUGAUUGCCGAUGACUUCUCUGAUGCUAAAGAGAAGAUGGAGGAAGGGGAGACUGAUAACGCGCAGGAGGUUAUUGGGCAACCGGAGAAGGAAGCGCCGGUUGCUGAUGAACUGUGA
Colletotrichum graminicola M1.001 is the source of this 1668-nucleotide messenger RNA. RefSeq names its product prenylcysteine oxidase. The record is from RefSeq and is a predicted model, not a curated record. Gene Ontology annotation, molecular function: prenylcysteine oxidase activity. The coding region runs from base 1 to 1668 and encodes 555 amino acids. The transcript is spliced from 3 exons. Gene Ontology annotation, biological process: prenylated protein catabolic process; prenylcysteine catabolic process. Lineage: Eukaryota; Fungi; Ascomycota; Sordariomycetes; Glomerellales; Glomerellaceae.